CUUUUAUUGGAUAAGCAGCGUUUUCCAGCGAGCUCCCGAGCAGUGCCCCGUAUAUGUGGAUCCGUACCCCGAAUAGUCUCUCGAGUGUGGUCUAACGGAGGAGGAGGACCUUGUGAUUUGAUUUUUUUGUUGGUACGGUGUGUGAUUGACAAAUUUGUUUUGGGGAAGUUUAUAAUCCGAUUUGGCGUGACUUGGUGGUGUGACUUAUUGAAGAAGUCCGGUUUGGAAGUGCACUUUUGAGCGCAGGAAAAAGUGAAGCAACACACGGAACGGAAAGCUUUGUGCGAAGUUAUUCGGUGCGAUAUUAUCCGGGCUCAGAGAUUUGGGUGUGAGACCCGAAGGAAGGUGUGCCCUCAGGGGGGCUAAGUUGAGGAUUUGAUCUACGGUGAUCUACAGUGAAGGGUGGUGAAAUUGUUGUUGGCUCGAUCGCAAUCGAAAGUGAAUGUAGCUCUACGAGACCAGACCAGUCGAGUAGUCUCAGUGUCGACCUUUUACUGCUGAUAGCGCGAUCACACAGUUGUUGCAUGCUCCCGACAGUUUCGUAAUAACAGGCAAGUGAAUGGAACAGUGACAGUGGUUACGAAAGGGAUUGCAGAACCGAACUCCGACAAGGAUAUCGAUUACAGCGUUCGCCGAAGCAAUUGAAGCUGAGUUUCUGCUGAAGGAAUCGCGAAUAAGCUGGUGGAAUCCAGAGCAAAACUCGAAUACAAAUCAAUCACCGCUGGAACCUGCUGCGUGUGAUUGGAAUUUCAAGUGCCAUCCACCCACCAGCCGAUCGCAACAUUCUCGAAAGAAUAGAAUAAAAAUCCACCGCAUCCGGCGGCGGCGCACAUCCGGCCCUUCCGAUGGGUCCACGCCAGAACCCGCUUCAGUGAAUUCCUCAAGCGUGCUUCAUGUCAGCCCUUGGGGCCACGUGCCUUCGAUAAUAUCGCGCGAAACAGUUAGACAGCGGUUCCAGGAAAAGCGUAAACAAAGUCAUAAGUGUGUUUCUCCAUUUCCCAAUUCAGUGAUUGACUAAGAAAAACUGUUUAUCCAAUAGAAAGAAGUGCGACUCAGAUUUUGGAGGAGAGAAGAGUGUGCGUGUGUAGGGGGUACAGAGGAAGGAGCUCUCGCAUAAGACGAGGAGCAGCCUAGGCCAUAGGCAAGCGGCAAAAUUACUCCGAGCAGCAAUUAGAAAGACGCAACAAUGUUUCCGCUUCAACGAGGAGCGGCAACAUGGUUAUUUCUCGGGCUAACGACGACACUGGUACUGCUGGCCGCUAGGCCGGCCUCAGCCGCAGAGAACAACCAACGGGUGGUAUGCUACUACACGAACUGGUCGGUCUACCGACCCGGAACGGCCAAAUUCAACCCGCAGAACAUCAACCCGUACCUGUGCACCCAUCUGAUCUACUCCUUCGGCGGUUUCACCAAGGAAAAUGCCCUCAAGCCGUACGACAAGUACCAGGACAUCGAGCAGGGCGGCUUCGCCAAGUUCACCGGACUGAAGACGUACAACAAAAACCUGAAGACGAUGCUGGCCAUCGGCGGUUGGAACGAGGGUUCGUCGCGGUUCUCCCCCCUGGUAGCCGAUGCCGAGCGCCGGUCGCAGUUCGUGAAGAAUUCGAUCAAAUUCCUACGACAGAAUCACUUUGACGGACUGGAUCUGGACUGGGAGUACCCGGCGUUCCGCGAUGGAUCGAAACCGAAGGAUCGGGAACACUACGCCCUGCUGGUGCAGGAACUGCGCGAAGAGUUCGAGCGGGAAUCGAGCAAAACGGGUCGACCAAGGUUGCUGCUGACGAUGGCCGUGCCAGCCGGUAUCGAGUACAUUGAGAAGGGCUACGAUGUGGCCAAGUUGAACAAGUACCUGGAUUGGUUCAAUCUGUUGACCUACGAUUACCACAGUGCGUACGAACCGGCCGUCAACCACCACUCGCCGCUGUACUCGCUGGAGGAACCAUCGGAGUACAACUUCGAUUCCGAAUUAAACAUUGACUACAGCAUCAAGUUCUACCUGAACGCUGGUGCAGAUCGCGACAAGCUUGUGCUGGGAAUUCCAACUUAUGGACGCUCGUACACGCUCUACAACCCGGACGCUACUGAGAUCGGAUCGCCUGCCGAUGGACCUGGAGAACAGGGCGACGCCACCCGUGAGAAAGGCUACCUGGCGUACUACGAAAUUUGUACUGCCGUGAGGGAUGAUCCAGAGUGGACGGUAGUGCAGCCAAACCCGAAUGCCAUGGGACCGUACGCGUACAAGGGUAACCAGUGGGUCGGAUACGACGAUGAAGCCAUUGCCCGCAAGAAGGCCAAAUACGUGGCGGAGAAUGGGCUGGGAGGUAUCAUGUUCUGGUCCAUCGAUAACGACGACUUCCGCGGAACUUGUCACGGAAAGCCAUACCCGAUCAUUGAAGCCGCCAAGGAGACGCUGCUCGCCAGCACAGACAUCGGUGUCAAUGACAUUGCCGCCCCCAGUCGUCCGAGGAAGCCAUCGAGAUCGCGUAGUCGGUCGGGAACAUCGAGCCGGAACCGUUUGACCACCGAUAACAAUAAUGAGAUUAAAUCGUCGUUCAAGAGCACCCAGAGCAGGAAGAAUAGUCGACCGGUGGCGCGAGCUACGACGACUACCACGACUUCUACGACGGAAGGUUCGCUGUACAUCGGAGGACGUACGACCACUCCACAGCCACCGACUACUCCAGAUCCAGGAGCAGACUUCAAGUGUACCGAUGAGGGAUUCUUCCCGCAUCCACGUGACUGCAAGAAGUAUUUCUGGUGUUUGGACGCGCCUAGCCUUGGUUUAGUGGCUCAUCAGUUCACAUGUCCGUCCGGACUGGUGUUCAACAAGCUGGCUGAUUCCUGUGAUUAUGCUCGCAACGUCGUUUGCGCUAAGACCGCACCUUCAACCACCACGACAACGACCACAACUUCCACAACCACCACAACGACUCCAGCGCCACGGAACCGUGUUACCGCUGCAACAACCCGAAACAACUUCUACAACCGAGCACAGACUACAACCACCACUACGGAACCGCCGAUUGAGUUCGAGUACUCCGAUGAAGAAGAUGACGAAGUUCAGCCGGAGGAAGAUCCAAAGGUGAUCAAGGAGUUGAUCGCGCUGAUCAAGAGGGUCGGUGGCAUUGAAGAGUUGGAGCGUCAACUGCAAGCCCAGGAAGACGGUUCGAUUGUGCUGAAGGAUGAAAAGACGGACCAGAUCUCGACGACUCAGUCUACGAUCAGCAAGAGUUUGUACGAACGAGUGCUCAGCAGAGCCGGUAACGGGCUACAGAAGUUCCGACCAGCGUUGACGUUUACGCAAACGGACAAGAGUGGUUCGACGGAAAAUAAAUACUCGUCGGUUGUGAGGAAUUCGAACAGCCGGGGAGCUCCGCAGAACGAUGGAAUCGAGAAGCUGCCAGAGUUCGAAGGAGUAUUCAAGGAGCGGCCCAAGUAUGUGACCCUGAACCGAGCACGGCCAACCAAGGCUAGCGUGGAAGAGGAUGUGGAUGAUCGAUACGACGAAGAACCGUUCGAGGAGGAGGAAAACCAGCCGUCCACUUUCGCCACCAAGAGACCGACGUCCAGCCCGAAGUAUGUUAGCAUCCGGAGACAGCGACCGACAACGGCGGCCGACGCCGAGGUCGAAGAAGAAGAGGAAGAUGAGAAUGUGGCUGCACCGGUCCCACAGCAGCAGCAGUACAGUAGUGUGAAUCGCAAUCGUUUUCGCCAAACCACGACGGAGGAACCUGCGGAUGAAGUGGAACGAGUGCCGAGCCGGUACAACACGAUCGAACGUCGUCGAGCUACCGGGCAGUACAACCGUCUGCAGGAAGGCGACAAAGAUGAUGUAGGCACUGAUUCGUCUCUAUUGGUACCAUCAACCGAUUACGAAACCAUUUACACUACAUCGUCUACUACCGAUGCACCAGAACAGUUUAUCACGUACAGUACACGACAGUAUGCCAGCGUAGACCGUAGCGGUACGACCGAGGCUACGCCACAGACUGGCGGCCCUAGUGCUACGGAUCUUACGCAGCCCAUUCCAACAACCACCACCACUACAACAGCAAACGAAAACAAUGUACAAUACUUCAACACAGACUUACAGACGGAUCCUCCCGAGCGGGACAGUCCAGUUGAAACCGUUUCCGAUCUAGAUUUAAGUAGAACGGCAGACUCGGACAGCCUGACGACGGACGACGCGGUGACCGUAGAUUAUAGCAAGAACGAACCGACCUACGAGGUAACCACUUUACUAAACCUAGGUGAGAUUGUUACUGGUAGUAGUGUUAGUGAGUUAGAUACGAGUGAUUUUAGUAGUAGUGUUGGUACUAGUGGUGAUAGCGUUAAUCCUAGGAUUCAGGAAGGGGAGGAUCAGCUUAGGUUGCAGACGACUUCGCAGCCUGCAGCGACGACCUAUGGUAAUGAGGUUCCAACCACCACCGUUAGCCCCACAGCAACAGCAACCGUUAGCUCCACUAGCGAGAAAUUGGUCGGUACUAACGAAGAACAGUCUAACUCGAUUUAUAAAUUCCCAUCAAGAACUAGGAAAACCACCACAACCACCACCACCACCACCUCUAGUCCCCUAGAAGUUGUCACUAAUAAACAAGAGUUCGAAUUAACCCAAACGCAGGCUGCCCCGCGUCCGUUCGGAGGGGCAGUUCGGCGUACGCGGCCAACGCGCCGCCCUUCGACCACUGCAACUACGACAACUUCAGCUCCCGAAGAGUUCACUACGCUCCGUUCGGUUAAGGUGAGUUAUGCCAAUAGCCCGAGAUUUGAUCUUUCAGGUAGACGUAGAACUAGUGUUGCCGCUUCGACAACUGUCGCAGCGAAUCCUAGCAGCAACGAGGUAGGUAGUGCUAGCGAUUCCCUGGUCAGCGAACCGAGUCCACGCCCGACCCGUACCCGAGGCUUCCGGGGCCGCGUACGGUUCGGAUCUUCUACUGAAUCAAGUUCCACUUCGACUGAAUCGGCUGCUGUUGCCAGUGAACCAACCCGCCGCCGGCAACAGCCGUCGGAUUCUUUUGCCCGUAAUCGUUUCUCUUUGAAUCGGCCUUCUAGCCGUGCACCGGAAGAAGCGCCCAGUACUACUACCGAACGACUAACCACCGAGGAGCAGCCAGUUGAGCAAUCAACUGCCAGGGCUUCGCUCAGGAGGUUGAAUUUCAAUCAAUACAGCGGUAGAUUGAGUACCGAACCGACCACGACCACCACGGUCGAACCGGAAAUCGAAACGGACUCGCCAGUUAUCAACUUGCAACUCAAAUCGCACGCCGGGAUUGAUGAAGAUCUGUUCAAAACUCAGGAACGUAUUCUGCUAACUCUGGGAACGGCCUUGCAGUACGGAUUCAGCAAUCGAAAUGAACUGAAUGGUCGACGGAUUCAGGAUAGCGAACCUAAAGUAGUCAAAGGUACUGUCGAUGAUUCGCCGAUUACGAAUGUGAAUGUGAUUCGCGAACGGUCUACAGAGAAGCCUCGUUCUCAAGAUACCAUUGAUAACCGUCUUGCCGAAGAUAUCAAUGAAAUGGCCACCGAGCCUGCUGCCGUGUCAUCUACGGAUCGUUCUUCCCCAGCGGUUGACAGUACGGCAAGCGACACCGAACGACCGAACGACUACACAACGGUGUACAGCGUCAACACUGCCGAAGUGGAAACUACAACUCCUGGACAACGCAAGUUCUUCGGCAACCUCCGUGGACGAACUUCAACGACAACACAGACAACGGAAUCACCGGAAACCACGCUGAAGGUUGUUUUGUCAGAAGUAAAUACCAACAAGACAUUCAUCCCUGGAAAACUACGACCGACACGCCCGAGUCGAUUCCGAACUUCAACGCUUGCUACCUCAUCGGAAUCUGUUAAUGAAGCUUCCACUUUGAGAUCCAAGUUCCCGCCGAGAAAGUCCUUCACAACUCCGAGUACAAAUGCCCUUGCGAACGAAGCAGCCGAUAAGCCAUCGCGCAGACCAUCAGCCUUCAUUCGACGACAAAGACCAACACCGGCAAGCGCAACUUCAACACCUGCAACGUCCGAAACUUCUUCCGAAACAUCUCCCGAUACCGAAAACACGGAAAUAACUGAGAGAACUCCUGGUAUCUCCACCACAGUUGGUAGACGUCGAUUGGGUCGUCGAAAGCUCACGACUGCGGCUAGUACGUCUGAAAAACCUGAAGAACUAGUCCACCGAGAACGUCCGGCUGGAUUUACCAGACGACAGCGACUUCCAUUCGGCCGUUCCACAACACCCAGCAGUACUGCUGCAACAUCCAGCACGGCUCAGCGUGCGACCAGAACGACAACAUCUGAACCAUUCACAGCCGAGCCCACCUACCCGGAUAGUGCCGUUGAAAACUCUGACUUCACCACCGUCAUCUCUGACGUAUCCAACGAGAUCGAAUCCACCUUCAUCACCAAUGAAGUGCUCUCAAGUGACAACUUCCUCCGACAGCGGCUUCCCGAUUCGCGCGAGGUGAACAACUCGGAAGAAACCACCGACUUGCUGUCAACCGUCGUAACAGCUGAACCAUCCACCGAAUCAACUCCAACUCGACAGCUGCCUAAGCGGCCAGCCCAACGCUUCAGCGACAAUCAACAAAUCGAAUCAGAAGUAGUCCCCAGCCGCAGUCCAAACAAGGCCUUCAGUGCCACACGCAGGAAAUUCGGCGCAUCGACUACAACCACGACAGAAGCCCCGGAAGUUUCCACCAUCAAAAAGUUCGUUCCGUCACGUCAGAACCGGCCAUCGUUCUCGCUAGCCCGGGCACGUGCCUCGACCACUACCGAUAACCCAACCGAUGAGGAACAACCGGAGCAACCGGUGUCAAGCUCAACUUCGCGAACGUUCUCCCCAACCCGUCGACGAAACCCACUGAACUUCGCUGGUCGCAGCUCGACCACCGCCUCCAGUGCCGGCGAUGAAGCGGAAGUGACCUCCAGCAAGCCAGUGACUCCAACGCGUCGACGACCAGCGUUCAACGUGAGUCGAACACCACGACCCCAAUCGUUUGAGGAUUCGUUCGACAAAGCUUCGGUGGCGCCACCGGUAGCGAAGCCAAGUCCGAGCCGAGGAAGCCGUCCGUCAUCAGCAUUACUGCCGCGAAGGCCGAAUCUGUUUGCUCGAACCACAACCACUACUACCGAAGCGUAUGCGGAGUUUGGAGGCGAUGAGAAAACUACGUUGGAAGAAGAGUCCAGCGCCGAACGGUACGGGCCGAGCACCAGAGGUUACAGCGAGAUAAAGCGACCUUCCUCAUCGGAAGAGCGGGAUGGAGUGACGGGACGAUACAGUGGAGAGGUUGAGGAUAGCGAGAACGAAGUGCAACGACAAGGUAAGAAGCUGUUUGGACAACUGGGAAGUGGGAACAAUAACUUGGAAGAUGAGGGUGGACGAUCAAAAGAACGAGGAUCGGCUGAGGCUGUUGGCUUUAGAAGACCCGGACCAAGAAUCGUAGGUUCAGGAAGUCGAGUGCAAGCGCCAAGAAACAAUACGAGGUUCAUUUUCCAUAAUAAGGAUGAGGUUUCAUCGACGACAGUCAGAGCAAUUACGACAAGGGCCAGGAGGAUUUUUGGAAAUGUUGCAGGGUACAAGCCGAGUAACGUAACGAGCGCGAGUGCUCCCGCUGCUGGCAGUGCAACCACGGCUAAGCCAAAGCUGACAACACGCGGACGGCCAGUGUUUGGUAGGGCACGAUCUACGACCGCUCCUGGAGCAACCGGAGAUGAUAAGGCUGUUACGCAGCGAGUUAAUGACUCACAGCAAGGAGCGUCAACCACCAGACGUUAUCAGCCGAAGAAACCUACACGGAAGCCAAGCUUCACUACGGUUUCGUUACCGGUCGGUGGUAGUAGAACCAGAACGAAUUUGUCAAGCUUGUUCAAUCGUAACCAGCCAGUAGUACUAACAACCACCGAGCAGAGCUCGGAUCUAAUCCAACCAGAGACGACAUACGCAAGUGUAGACCCACAGACACCGGCGAUAUUGUCAGUGCUGCCAAUCGAGCAAAUUGUACCAUCACUGCCGCCAACUACCACACCAUCCACACUCGAUAACGAGAAUGAAAUCGAGAACACCACAUCAUACGAAGAUACAAUCAACACAGUCAGAACCACCACCGAAUAUUACACAGCAUCCGAUGAAACUCUCUACACGACACUCAAUACGGCCGACACUAUUUACACCAUUAAUGAUAAUAUCGAUAUUGAUGAUGUCAAUGUAUUGCAGGAACGUAGUAGAACAUCCACCACAACGGUCCGACCAACGACGCUCUACCACGUGUUCUCGAUCGACAAGGAGAGCGAAUCGAUGCCGUCGUCGACGGAAAUUUACCGCACCGAGGAGCAAGAGAUCGAACUGCCAUCGUCGAACAAGACGGACAAACUGGUCGAGAUCCAUCGUGUGGUGGAGAUCUACACAAAGAACACCAGCAAUCCGGAUGAGAUCCCAGUCAUGCAGAAACUGGGUGAAAUCAAUCGCAAGAUCAUUAUCCGGCUUGUUGAACCGAAGAAUAAAUCAGCGGAAGCGAUCGAGGAAGACAAAGAGAAGAAAAGUCGAACGCUAGUGUUUGCUGAUAACAUUUUUAACGUGGAGACGUCUACAAUCCCGUUGGAGGGAUUGUUCGAUGCCGAUAAAGAGGGAAAAACCGGUCGCACGGAAUUCCAAACGACAGAAUUGAAUCUGGAGGAAGAGUUGACCACCGUCGCACCACAAGUGGAGAUUGAGCGUAUCUCUAGUGUGGACUUCGGGACAACGGAGCGUGAUCCGCAGGAACUGGUUACGAUAACACCUCUGAUUGCCGAAACGGAACGCUACACUCAGGUAACUACUUCUCCGCUAAAGCCAGAUACUGACCGAAGUGUAGAUUUUGAAGACACCACUGUGAACGAUGAGGAACCAGCAACGGAUUAUUAUGCUGAUGAGUUGCCAUCGACGGUGCCGGUUCAGCCUUCGACUACGACCACAUCCACUUCGACGACAACGACGACGACCACGACUACCGAAGAACCAACAACUGUGCCUCUCACAGAGGCUCCAGUGUCAUCUUCUACGCAAAUUGUUCACAAGUACACGCUCCCGGCAGAAUUUGCUUUCAUUGAACCCUCAGAUGAACCAACCACAACCACGGAGGCCCCAACAACUGUGCCGCCAACUACCACGACAUCGACUUCAACCUCUACCACAACCACCACUACAACGACAACAACGACCACAACUACACCAGAGCCCCCAACGGAGGCUCCGGAGACUCCUGCGCCGGAGCGUGUACGACCGCUGGUUAUCCCCAGCGUGGAGACUAAGAGGAAGUACACGAAGCGUCCCAAAACGACCGUUUAUCGACCCCAACUGGACUUUGUCUACACCAACGAAAACUCUAGCGAAGAUGAACCGGCCGUUGCAGUCGAACAGGUAACCGAACCACUUCCUAGCACCUCCACUCAGAAAGUACAAAGCACUAGUAGAAAGUACGUUCCCUCGGGAGCACUCCGUUCUGGUGAUGGUUUGUCCUUCCGAAAGUCCAAGGAUAUUCAGGUGGUACCCCUGCCGAAGGCAGCCGCUUCCAAAGCCACUACCCUAAAACCAAAGUUCACAACGACGACGGCAGCUCCGAGAACAACCCCCAGUAGAACGACAACGACGACUACCACUACCACCACGACGGAAGCACCGGUAACUAAGGUGGACUUCAACAUCAAGUACGUGCUGCCGGUGUUCACGCCGGAUCUCGUAAGCGAGCUCAAGAUCGAAAGCAAGAACGAUAAGUACAGCGUGCCGCUGUCAUCGCUCUACAAUCCGGACUUCAUUACGAAAUCCGUCUCGGGAGAACAACGGCAGGAGCGCCAGUAUUCGCCCGUCUACCGGCCGGAGCUGGACAAUGACGAGCUGACGCGGGCACUGACCAGCGAUCCGGAUCCGGUCGCCCUGGAGGCCGCCAGCCUGGAUCGGGAGAUUCUCGGCGAUCGCAGCACCAACGACAGCGAGAGCGACGAACGCCUCGAAGUGCGCAGCAUACCGUCGUACUUCUAUCGGCGAGCCGGGGAGGUCAGUUAAACCCCUAACUUCCCUCCACCCCGAUCGACAAAAUCCGGCAAACAGACACAACUCUUCUCACACUCGUAUCUUGAAUGUUGCAUGCUGGGAGAAAGAGCGAGAUAGAGUACUGGACCCGUAUUAUACGCGAAUGCAUUUCGGUUCUGUUGGCAACCUUGUCGCACGUAUGGUGCACGGUUGCCAUCGUAUUUUAUAAACAUAUUUCUAAUCCUCUGAAACAACGAGAUGCCAUAGAUUUUAACUAAUUUAUUGUUGUUUCUUCUAACCCCUGAUUAAUUCGGUGAACACGUGACCCUUUCCCGUUGCUCUAAUCUGCUUGUUGUAUGUGUCCUCUCCCCUUCCUCCCACGACUGGAAUACCUACUCGUCCGAUGAUAUUACCAUGGUAACGAGAGUGUUUAUUUGUAUAUGUGUGUAUGAGUGUGAACGUAUUUAUUCUAACCUCAAAGGGAACCUUCGGCUCCCCGUGUUUGUUUAAUACUCUUUUCCUUUCCUCCCUAGUACAUAAGAUUGUGUGUUCAGCAACAGGCAUAUAUCAGCAAACAGGAUCACCGAAUUCACCACUACCAGUGUGAUUGACUGCUCUGUUCAUGAUAUUGUCAAUGUUGUUGUUGUGGCACCCUGUGAAUCUUUUCUCUAACAUAAAUCAGUGUGAGUGGUUGCGAAUAGGUUAACCUCAUUUAUUAAUCACAAAAAUACUCUUUGAUGCACCCCUGCACGGCGAAGUGUUGUUGUUUGAUUCUUAUAUCUGCACCAUUUUGUAUUUUAAUCAACAACCCUUUCAGCUGUAUUGUUUACGUAAACGAACAUUCACACUAGGAACAAGUUAGGUUUUAGCAAAACAACGCUAGUCUUUAAGUAAACAAAAAAACACAAAACACAAGAUGGCGUCUUGAAACGGCCUCCGACCUGUCACAACAGCUAGCUUGCACUUGCACAAACACACAGCGGAGAACCAAUAGUGAAGCGAGUGCAAAACAAAUACAAAGUGUGCUGUGCCAAAGAGUUACAGCGUGAACAGGUUUAAAAUCAAUAAAAGUGUAUAGGUUAGGUUAGAAAUCCUCUUGAAACCCGUAGAUAGUUCUGAUUAGGUUUAGGGUUCUUGUUUUUUUCUGACUCCAACACUGCCAGAGGACAUAACUUCUCUAGAUGAUACUGUUCCCUUCGGACAGUUGAACGAUUUAGUGUAAAUAACAUUUAUUAAAGCACCCUUCCUCUGUCGGGUGUUGCUAUCACCCUGCUAUAACUAUCCUGAGCAAAACAAACACAUAAACGAGUCGAUCAAUGGAAGACGAAAACAAAAGAAUAUGUACAUAGUUAAAUAGGAUGUAGUCAUAUUUAAUAUUAUUUCGAUUAGAUUCGAAACAAAGCGGAACGCUGCGAGAAAAUACUCUCACACAAGUAUAGACAAAACAUACCAAGAGCUGUUAGCACUGUUUUUGUAUACAUAAAAACACUGGAACAAGCGUACGAAAAUGUUCAAAACAAACA
Molecule: messenger RNA, 11526 nt
Organism: Armigeres subalbatus
Lineage: Eukaryota; Metazoa; Arthropoda; Insecta; Diptera; Culicidae
Product: mucin-2-like
Exons: 8
Coding region: 1187-10036 (2949 amino acids)
Biological process (GO): carbohydrate metabolic process; chitin catabolic process
Cellular component (GO): extracellular region
Molecular function (GO): chitin binding; chitinase activity
Source: RefSeq, a predicted model, not a curated record